Molecule: messenger RNA, 1964 nt
Organism: Aegilops tauschii subsp. strangulata
Lineage: Eukaryota; Viridiplantae; Streptophyta; Magnoliopsida; Poales; Poaceae
Source: RefSeq, a predicted model, not a curated record
CACAGCCAAGGAAAGGACAUCGAGAUGGCGACGGCAGUGGCCCUGCUCUCUCCGGCCGUACAUACUCUCGCUGUAUCGCCUCGCAGUCGUCGUACGCAGCGUGUCAGGCACCCCGUACCUCAAGCAUCGGGUGAUGAUUUGAUUUCAUCUGCGCGCUGCUCCUUUUGUUUCAGCCAGAAGAAGAACCAGGAAACCGACGACAGCGGGGAGGCCGGCCGGGGAGCGGGCAACGGCGGCGUGGCCGGUGAUGAGGCACGGCCUCUGUUCCCGUGCCUCUUCUGCGACAGGAAGUUCCUCAAGCCGCAGGCCCUCGGUGGCCACCAGAACGCGCACAGGGAGGAGCGCGCGGCCGGCUGGAACCCCUACGUCUACGACGGCCAACCCGCUGCCAGCGCCGCCUCGUCUCACGCCGCCGCCACCGACAACUUCAUCCCUAUCGCCACGCACGGUGGUCGCGGGGGCGCCGCCCCACCGCCCCUGCAUGUCGUUCCUGAGGCUGGCACGCUGGCUUCGUCGGUCCACGGCGUGCGUGUGGCAGCCGGCCCGUUCUCCGGCGUCCACGACGACGUGGGGGACAUGCUAAGCUCGAUCGGGAAGGUCACCGGCCUUUGAGCCGGCGCCGGAGAGCAACACCAGCGUAGAUAUCGACCUGGAGCUGCGACUCUAGCAGAGUUAGCUACCAACGACAUGCAUCUUGCAGGAUUAUCUUCCAGCUCUCUUCAUUAAUUGCCUUUAUGAAUCUAUCUUUUGAAGGUUUGUGUUGCCCUUCUUCAGUUUUUGUUUUGUUUUGUGAAGUGCCUUUUAUUUUUUCAGACCGAUGGUUCGUUAACUUAUUCAAGCAUGACCUACUUGCCAUACUAUUGAGUAAUUUCAAAUAUUAUUGCAUCGCAUCGUCAAAUUGCUAUAUCUCUGUGAUUGCUUCAUAAAUAAUACUACUAUCUCUUUUUUUGCGGGGUCAUAAAUAAUAUCUCAACGUGGUUCUGUCUUAGAAAUGUGUUAUGUCCAACAUUAGAGUAUGCAUAUGUGUUCAAUCGGGCACGAAUAAGUAGCUUUCUGUUUUCUCUGUAACUUUCUUAAUAAGACAGGUGGCUAGUGCAUUUGUGUGGCCAGAAUUUAUUACACAUUGCUGUAACUAAUCAUCGAUCCAUGCAUCUGAAUGGGCCAGCUUAAUCACGGUUAACCAAUGAUUUCUAAAUAAAUAGAAAUUUCCUAUUGCUUGGAAAUAUAAUUUGUAACGUGUAGUUUUCCGUUGUUACCAACUUACAAGUAGAACGUCUUUUGAAUAAGGAACUUCAUAUUAGACACUUUAUAUAUACAUAUAUAUGGUUCGGAACUAAGUCAUGGACCUGAUGUUUCUUAUUUGUAAGAAAUUUUUUCAGUUUUCAACUUUGUUGCCUUGCUUUCUUAGAUUCUUAUUUGGGUUUGGUUGUUCAAUAGUUACAAAAAGUAUUGCAACCUGUAAGGUUUCAAGAACAGUCUUAGUUGCGGUUUUGAACACAUGGGAGAACUUUUUUUGUUGUUGCAACGAACACAUACACAGACAUGUUUUACUGAAAUUAAUAUGUAAUUGGCAUGCGCAUAUUCACAUGAGAUCUAACAUACGUAGUUGUAGUAUGAAAACAAAAAAGAAGACACACGCAGUUCAGCCUUGUCAUGGCUAAUUCAGUUAUAAUUUGCUACGUACCAAAUGGCAUUUAAACAAUGGUAAUAGGAUUUUUGUUUUUGUUGCAUUUAUCAUUUGUAAAGAGUAUCAUACAUUGAACAUUAGUUUUCGGUACAGUUACAUGACACAAACAACAAUCAUCAGAUAGGUGUUGAAGAAGCAAAACAUGUGAUCUGAGGUUGGAUCAGAUGGGAUGUAAAACAUGACAUAUUUGAUCACAAUGUGGUGGCGGAGGCAGGAUUUCAGGUAUGCUGGGUAAUGUGUUUUUUCUUUUUUGCUUCACAACAAUGUAAGAAAUAAA